AUGGAAGAAUUUAUGUGGAAAGGUCAAUGCGCAGACAAGUACCAUGCUGUUUUGUUUGAUCAUCACACACUUGACAUACAGUGCACUUGCCUUUUGUUUGAGUUUAGAGGAAUACUUUGUAGGCACUGCUUAGUCGUGUAUGUGCAAGAGGGCGUUAAAAGUGUGCCCGAUAAAUAUGUUUUAAAGAGAUGGAGCAAGCUACAACGUAGAAGGCACACAUACAUAAGGGUUGGAAGCAAUUCUGAUAAGGAAGAAGCGAAUGUCAGAAGGUAUGAUGCACUUUGUAAGCGUUUCUAUGAGAUUGCAGAGGUUGCAUGCGAGUCAGACAACGAAACACAUUGUUUGUUUAAGAAAUUGGACUCCAUUGCAAAUGAUCAUGGAUUGUCAUCUUCUGAUAAUCCGAAUAAGGGGGUUCAAUUGGACACUGCAAAUGAUUGUCCUAUACAAACUGUGUCAUCCAACGAAUGUGUCCACAAUCCUAUUUCUAUUAAAAGAAAAGGAAGACCCCGUUCGACGAGAUUGAAAUCCAUUGUGGAGAAACUUGGUAAAAGAAGAAAGGCUACGGGUGCAAAAAUUAAAGGAUGA
Molecule: messenger RNA, 585 nt
Organism: Vigna unguiculata (cowpea)
Lineage: Eukaryota; Viridiplantae; Streptophyta; Magnoliopsida; Fabales; Fabaceae
Product: protein FAR1-RELATED SEQUENCE 5-like
Source: RefSeq, a predicted model, not a curated record